This is a messenger RNA of Cadophora gregata, 960 nucleotides long. RefSeq lists its product as uncharacterized. Gene Ontology annotation, molecular function: methylmalonyl-CoA epimerase activity. The transcript is spliced from 2 exons. Gene Ontology annotation, biological process: L-methylmalonyl-CoA metabolic process. Bases 1 to 960 code for a protein of 319 amino acids. NCBI's taxonomy places the organism in Eukaryota, Fungi, Ascomycota, Leotiomycetes, Helotiales, Ploettnerulaceae. The record is from RefSeq and is a predicted model, not a curated record. Gene Ontology annotation, cellular component: mitochondrion.
AUGUCUCCAUCAGCUUCAAAACAAAAGAUCAACCUUGUUCGGAUCGCUCAUGUCUACUACACUCAUAAGAAUCUUGAAGCAGCCAAUCAAUUCCUCCUCGACUUUGGUUUAAGUCCCUGCCAAAAGACGGAAAACAAGAUAUACUACCGCGGCUAUGGAACCGAACCAUUCGUAGUAUGCGCAUCCAAAGGAACGGAAGACAAGUUUGGAGGAGCCGCUUUCGUAGUUGAAUCAAUGGAAGACCUCGAAUUGGCAACUUCUCUUCCAGGCGCGACACCAAUCCACGAUUCAGAUGCUCCAGGAGGCGGGAAGAGAGUCACGUUCUACGAGCCCGUGGACAACUGUCCAUGGCACCUAGUGUACGGCCAGACCCCCGUGGAGAUCACAGAGACCUUCCCAGAGCUUGCCUACAAUUUCCCCACAAACAAGAACCGCCCCGUGAACCAGUACCAGAGAUUCAAGAAGGGGCCUGCACCAGUUCACAAGCUGGGACACUUUGGGCUGUGCGUUACGAACUACAAGAAAGCAUACGAGUUCUACACCACGAACUUCAAUCUCAAGCCCACGGAACUGAUCUACGCACCAGAUACGAAAGAGGACAUCACGACGUUCUUACAUCUGGACCGUGGUUCCGAGUGGGUUGACCACCACACAUUCUUCUUCUUCGAGGGCCCCGAAUUCCACGUGCAUCACUCCAGUUUCGAGAUCUUUGAUUUCGAUAUCCAGAUGCUGGGGCACAACUGGUUGGUUGAGAAGAAUUACGAAAAUUGCUGGGGAGUGGGUAGACAUGUGAUGGGGAGUCAGAUCUUUGACUAUUGGUUUGAUCCGAGUCGUUUUGUUAUGGAGCAUUAUGUUGAUGGGGAUUUGGUCAAUGAUAUGACGCCGAUCAAUAGGACCCAGGCUGGGCCGGGUAAUUUGCAUGUUUGGGGCCCGGAGGUCCCAGCUACUUUCUUGACGUGA